AUGAACUUGGCGUUCCUCUGUCACGAUACAGAAAUCAUAUUUUUUUGCGUUCUACUUACGAUGAUUUUGAAGCGCGUUAAGAUAAUAAAGGGGCAUGUAGGGAAGUUAUUUUUACGAAAGAAAAAGUCGAGUAAUCAGCUUGAAGGCUUGUCGAAUAACGCCAACUUGGAUGUCAGUCACCUGCACAACGCUUAUGAUUUGCUUCAUACGUGUUCGGAAAAACUCAACUCUGCCAUGAAUUUUCCGAUGGUGUUAUUAUUCACGGCAUCCGGAUUAACAUCAAUAAUGCUACUUAAAAAUGUUUUUGCAGUUGUACAACAAUCGGACGAAGAAAACAAAUAUUUUGUAAAAUACAUUGUUACAUACACAAUAAUAUACUGUAUGAAGUUCACAAUACUUUUUAUAAUGCCCUGCUAUUUUUCAAAUAUUACGACCACACAAGUCGCUACUAUGCGUACGAUGCUGCAUGAUGCUAUCAAUACUAAAGCACUUGGAAAAUACGAACGCCGUAAGCUGAAGGCCUUCUUCCAACUGACUCAAGACAGUGAGUUUGCAUAUGCUCUGUGGGGAGUCAUCAAAAUGGAUAUGUCACUACCUCUGAGCUAUUGUAGUCUGUGUGUUACUUACCUCAUUAUUGUUGUACAAUUUUCGAGAUUUAUAGACUAG
This is a messenger RNA of Pieris macdunnoughi, 666 nucleotides long. The record is from the annotation of a GenBank genome assembly. NCBI's taxonomy places the organism in Eukaryota, Metazoa, Arthropoda, Insecta, Lepidoptera, Pieridae.